This is a messenger RNA of Plasmodium malariae, 3951 nucleotides long. Its product is annotated as conserved Plasmodium protein, unknown function. The record is from RefSeq and is a predicted model, not a curated record. Bases 1 to 3951 code for a protein of 1316 amino acids. The transcript has a single exon. NCBI's taxonomy places the organism in Eukaryota, Apicomplexa, Aconoidasida, Haemosporida, Plasmodiidae.
AUGAGAUAUGAUACUUGUGAAAAUGGUUUUUCAAUUUUUGAAACAUUGCAAAAGUAUUCAAAUGAGAAUAGAUUAAAUAUAAAGAUAAGAAUAAAAAAAAAAGAAAAAGAAUAUAUAUAUAUAUAUAUAAUAAAAGAGUUAAAUAAAAAUGAAAAAAAUAUGCAAAAAUUUUCGAAAUAUGCCUACCACAAGAUUAUCAAUAACGACAAUCACAACACUAAUAAAAUAAUUAACCGUCCAUUUAACCAUAUUUUUCUGCAUUAUCAAGUAAUACAAGAGAAUAUUCAUGAAAAAUGUAAGUUCCUGUUAACAGACUGCAAACCUUUUAACAUCCUUAAAGACUAUAUUGUGGAGAAAAAACACAUAGCUAAUGAGAAAUGGAAAAAAGAAAAAAAGACUUUUUCUCAUAUUAAUUGUAAAAACGAAGUAACAUAUUACAGAAAAAAUAAUGUAGACAAUGUUUCAAUCAGCCAUAAUUUAUAUGCAUCCCUAAAAAACAUUUUCGUAUUAAUCGACAAAAUAAAUCGUUUCUUAGUUGUAAACAAUUUACAAAAAUGCAGAAAUAUAUCGCCAUGCAGAAUAGUUGAAUAUAAUGUGUAUAUAAAUGAACGCCUUUAUCUUUUUUGUCUACACGUACCGGACGAAUUUGUAAACGAAACCUUACACGAAAUAGAGAAAAUUUUGCGAGAUAAAGAUUUUGUUGAACUGUGCAGAGAAAUUAAAAAUUUAAAUUUUAAUGAAUUAGCUUCCUUUUUCAAUAUAUACAAUAAUAUAAUUGGAAAAAAAUAUAAUGAACAAUGUGAUAACAAUUUUAAAAUUUUUUUCUUUUUUCAAGAUGUGGAAAAGUUUAUUUUACAAAAUUUAUGUAUAUCAAUACAUAAUAUAAUUACAAAUGCUAAUAAUAAAAUAAUUCAUAACGAAAACAUUUCAAAAAAAUAUAGUUCGAGUAAUAAGAUAAAUUUUCAUCGAAUGUAUAUGGAAAUAUUAAGUAUACUAAACGUUUUAAAAAAUAAUAAUAAAUUAUAUGUAAACUUUAUUGAUUUUAUAUUAUUUAUACAAUUUAAAGCUGUUUAUAAGCAUAAUCACCACUAUAAUUAUUCUUAUUCAAUUAAUUUAAUUCAAGUAAUACACAAAGUCCUUUUUUCACAGUUAAAUUAUUUGUAUACAACAAAGCCUUAUGAAGAGGAAGAAUUUAUAUAUGAAAAUUUUUUUACAGUGCUAAAUGACAAUUACUUUUAUAUAGAAAAAGAAAAAUUUACGUGGAAUUACAUUGAAAAACACUAUGAAGACAUCAAACCUUAUAGAAGUCUUCGUACAACUAGCCUGGGCAGUAGAGAUAUCAAAAAGAAAAACAUUGACCUUGAUGAGGAUCGUAAAAACAAGAAUUUUAGUAGAUGCGUACAAGAAAAAAAUUGCUCUCAUAGUGAAAAUCAUUUAUAUAAUGAUGGCAAAUAUUACCCAACACAGAACGAUAACAAGAAUGAACUAAAACGCAGUGAUAAUAAAAAUGCAUGUUAUCAGAAAAAACUAUUGAAUUGUAGCGAGUAUGUUAAUACAGAUGAUCUAACAUAUAAUUGCAAGAAUGCAUAUUUUCUCAUUAACAUAACAGAGAAUGAAUAUAAACGUAUUUCCAAAGGUAUUGAAGAUCUCUAUUUAUUGCAUUACGGUAUUAUAUUGCUAACUAUAAUUGUCAAAAAAAUAAAGUACAUGGAAAAUAGGAAUGCUCUUAUUGAUGAGGUACGUAUACUAAGGACAGUUAACAUAUUGAUGCAUGUAAAUAAUACCAAACUAAUUAAUCUCAAUAAAUUAAUAAAUGAAAAGGCUACAUUUUUAAAGGAGUUUUCCUCAAUUCAGUGUGGUAAGGAGUCCUUGAAUUUUUUACUAUUUGUGGACUUCAUUUUUAAUACCUUAAAAAAUGUGAAAUAUGAUAAUAAGUGUAUAAAAAGAAUAACCCAAGAAUAUGACACAAAUAAAUAUUUUUUAGAAAUUCUGUCCUUAGCUAGUAAUAUUAAACAUUUAUUAACAAGCAAGGAAAAAAAAAAAAAAAAAAAAAAUAAAAAUGAAGGCAUCAAGCAUUAUUCUGUCAAAUCAAACAUAAUAAGCGAAAAUGAAGCUUCAACUGAUGAGAUGGAAAAAAACGAAAAAAAGAUAAUUAGCAAAAUAAAUAGAAAUAUUAAUUUCCUAACAAGUGAAAUCAUUUUAACCUUUUCAAAUUACACAACAUCAUCACCCUAUUCGUGUAAUGAUAUUUCCUGCAAUGAUGAUAUGACUACUAUCUAUAUGUCCUAUAUAUUUAAUGAUUUAUAUUUUCAAAAUAAUCAUAAAAUAAUAAAAUUUGUAUUUUCCUAUUUUUUAAAACAUUUUAAGGAUAUUAAUUCUGUAUUAAAACUAAAUAAAAUUAACAUAUAUUUUCAGUACAUAACAAUUUAUAAUUUUUUAAAACUAUUCAAAAAUGAAGUUAACAAACCGUCUACAGAGUACCAUAACGUUUUAAAGAUGUUCAUGGAAUGUUUUGAUAACAACCUUUAUCAUAAGGUUAAUGAAGAUUCGUCUUUUAACAAUAUUCAUGAUAACAAUUCUGAUGGAAUUUUUUAUGUGGACAUUAAAAUAGAACAGUACCUGCACUUUUUAAAUAAGUUAUGGUACUUUUAUUUUUUAUCAAAAAAGUUGAUUACCAAUUGUGAAUUUCUAAGCCAUUUUAAUUAUCACUUUUAUUUAACGUUCCAUAUGAUUAAUCAGUAUGUGCAAAAAUACAUGAACAAUUCAGAAUUAUUUACCAUUUUUGUUAAUAAGUGCAUAAAUAAAAUAACAGGCAUAUUGGUGAUUCAAAAGUACUUUAAUAUAUACAUAGAGGAGGAUUUAAUUAAACACUUAUCGAAAAUUAUUUACCUAGCACAUAAUAUAAUAAGCAGAGAGAAUAAAAGAAAGAUACUCAUGUACAUUCUUCCUUUUAUAAAACAGCCGAAAAGAAAUAUGGAUAAUUUAAAAAAUUUUUUAAUUGAUAAAGAAAUAGCUCAAAAUGGUGUAAAUAAUAUACUGCUAAAUAAUUACAAAAAAGAUGAACUUCAUAUUUAUAAAUGUGAAAAGGAGGAAAAACGCAUUUCAUUUGUGCAACAGGUAAAAAGCAAUAUAUGUGAAGAGAGAAAAAAAACGAACUUUAAUCAUAAUCCUUGUAAUGAUUAUGAACAAUAUGAAAAGUAUAAUUUAAAUGAAAUGCUGCUUUAUCUUGGUUGUAAGAAAAAAAAUAUAGCACAAAUUAUAGAAAAACUGGAAAAAAAUAAAAAUUACAAAAUAAAUAAUAAUGAAUUGUAUGAACUGUUAAGUGAGCAUAUGAAGGAAUGCAUUCUAAUAAAAAAAGAAAAUGUAAUAUUAAAAAAUAAAUUAAACUAUAUUGUGUUAAAUUUCGAAAAAUUUAUUUCCUCCUAUGUUAGCGGUAUUGUAUCGAAUAAAUCCCUUUUCAUGGAAGAAAAUGGGUAUAAUCACAUGAACAGUACAGGUUGCAACAACAUAGUGGCCAAAAUGGAGGAAUGUAAUAGCAUCCUUAAGGGUGAAUACAAUACUAAAGAAGGAAACGAAAUGGUAGUAGUAAAUGAAGAUGAAAACCCCCAUAAUAUAAGCAUAAAAUUCGACUAUCACCAAGUUAAGGUAAAGAAUGAGUAUUUUUACGAAUUGAAAAAAUAUGAAAAUCAGAGUAACAUAAAAAUUAACAAUAUACUUAUAAAUAUGUAUAUGUACAAUCCGCAUAUAUGUGCAAAGAAUAAAAAUAGUUUCAUAUCAAAACAUAAAACGAAACAAAAGAAAAUGAUAAUUCUACCAUACGAUACGUAUAAAAAUAUUAAGAAGUUGGUUAUUUAUAACGACUGUGAGAGUGUAAAUUUAUUUAAGCGUUUGAACAACUCGAUUUAUUUACUUUUCCUUAAAAUGAAAUUUUUUUUUAAUAAAACAAAUUAA